GAGUAUGGAGCAUGUGAACUCUGAUAACAUCCCAGAGGAGAAGCCUUCAUUCCUGCUGCAGGUAGAAGAAGAGCUCGAGCUGCAGCUGGCUGGCAUGACUGUAGAAGACCAGCUUCAGAGGGAUCAGGGUGUGCAGACGGACCGAUGGGCCAAAGACUCGGGCGUUGACACGGACCCGGACUGGGAGAGUCAGAUAUCGGCUCUGUUUGAGUACAGCUCGACUCUGUCGGAGGAGUACGACGGUCUGAUGAAGCAGCAGGAUCAGGAGGAAGUCACUCACGAGAAACACAAACAGCAGCUGCAGAAGAGGAAGGAGGACGCCACCCGGCAGCACCAGGGUCUUUUGGACAAACUGGAGUCUCUGCGAGUUAAACUGCAGCUCAACAACUCGAAAGCGACGAGGAAAAUCUUCCUGUCCAAGAAACAGGAGAUGAUAACGGAGAAGAGCCGAGCGGAGGAGGACAGAAACAGGCUGGCGAAGGAGUCGGAGGAGAGCGACAGGAAGCUGAGGGAGCUCACGGAUCAGCAGAACGAGGAGCAGCGGGAGUGGAAGUUGGAUCUGGAGGGUCUGAGGGAGUACAUGGAGGACGCGAGGAAGGAGGCGCAGAAGUCCGAGCUGCUGGCCUCAAAGGACGAGAUCACCCUGGUGGAGAAGCAGGGGGAGGUCGCCAUGAGCCGCAUCGAGGCCUGGCUCAGAGAUGUGAAUCAGUACCUGAACACGCUCAGGGUGGAGUUCCCGCAGCAGUUUUCCCAGGAGAGGGUCAAGUGGGAGAAGAAUGAGGCGGCGGUCCGGAGGAGCCAGGUGGAGCUGCAGAGCCGCUAUCAGGAAGUCCUGCAACAGCUGCAACAGGGCCGAGAGCUGGAGACCCUCCCCAGGAUCAACGUCCCCGCCCUGCCGCCGGUGCCCAUGGCCGACCUGAGAUUCAAUCAGCUGAUGCAGUCUCUGGUUCGUCCUCAGUUCGUCCCCCCUCCGACCCAAGUGAGCCGGCCCCUCCCCCCCCAGAGACACCCUCACUACUACCCGCCCCCCAAUCACCCCCACUUCGCCCACCCCCAGUACCACCCGCGCUACCACCACCCCCCACCCCCUCACCAGUACCCACCCCCCCUCCCUCCCCAGCACCAGAUCCCCAUGCAGCAGUUCCCGCCGUUGCCCCCCCCCCAGCCUCAGUACCACAUCAGAGGUGCAGUAAGGGGUCCGAUGACUCCCCCUCCCAGCCAUUCCCCGUCUCCUCCCGUUCAGCCCAUCAACCCGUCGCCCCCCUCCCCGCCCCCCCCGGUCGCCGCCGCAGCUGCAGCCUCCCCCUCGGCCCCCGCCGGUAAGCUCGACAAAGUCCUGGAGCGGCUGGGGGCUUGCUACCCACAAUGCAACAGGGCCCAGCUGACGGCGCUGCUGCAGCAGGUGAAGAGCUCCCGCGGGACGCUGGCCGGUAUGUCGAUGGAGGACGUGAUCGAGCAGGUCGGGUUCAAGCUGCAGCAGAACGAGCGGUCGGCCCCGGGGCCCAUCAGCCGGCCCACGCCCCUCGGACCCAUCCAGAGGCCGACGCCCCCGCCUCAGAGAGCGGCGGCGGUUGGGCCCGGCGGGGGGCAGAAACCGUGCCUAAUGUGUCAGAACCGCGUGGACCCAGAGAGCCGAUACCCGCUCAGCUGCUCUCACACCGUCCACAGAGAUUGCAUCAGGGUCUGGCUCCAGUCCAGCAAGAACAACUCCUGCCCCUUCUGCCCCGCCAAGUGACCCCAAAUUACCCCAAAUGACCCCAAGUUACCCCAAGCAGGCGGGGAAAAACACAAACAUUGAAAUAUAGUUUUGUUGUCCUUCCUCCCUCAUUUCCUCCCUCCUUUCCUUCCUUCUUCCUUCCUCCUUUCCUUCCUUCUUCCUACCUUCCUUCCUUCCUCCCUCCCUUCCUCCUUUCCUUCCUUCCUCCCUCCUUUCCUUCCUUCUUCCUUACUCCCUUCCUUCCUUCCUCCCUCCUUUUCUUCCUUCUUCCCCCCUUCCUAAGGA
Scomber scombrus (Atlantic mackerel) is the source of this 2002-nucleotide messenger RNA. RefSeq names its product RING finger protein 214-like. Lineage: Eukaryota; Metazoa; Chordata; Actinopteri; Scombriformes; Scombridae. The record is from RefSeq and is a predicted model, not a curated record. Gene Ontology annotation, molecular function: ubiquitin-protein transferase activity.